AUGGCAGUAGACAACCUACCCGGGUCCACAGUUAACGACCCGCCAGAGACCGUCAAUGUUCCUGCAUCUACUGAAACCAAAGAAGAGUCUGAGACAGAUAAUGACAGUUCUACAGUUACAGGCGUUUCUUCAUCUGACGAAAAUGAAGUACACAAAAAAACUGACGAUGAAGGUUCCAUAAAAUCAACAGGAAGUAGUGACGUAGACUCUCCUUAUAAAUACCAUUGUUCCAACUGUGAUUUAGCCUUCAAAUAUAAUUGUUGGUAUAAAAGACAUAUGGCAACCCAUAACCCUGGGACUUUUACAUGUCAAUAUUGCCCUAAAGUUUUUAAAAGGAAAGACACUAUGCGAGAGCAUCAACACCUUCAUUUGGGUGGUCCGAAGCAUAAGUGCAGGCAUUGCGACAAAGAAUUUGGCGAUAAAAGAAAUAUGAACAUGCAUAUAAAAUUGGUCCAUCAAGGCUCAAUGGUCAAAUGUAAAAUAUGUGACAAAAUGUAUUCGGGAAAGAGACAAUUGAGGUAUCACGACAACCGUAUACAUAAUGAAGAACUGCCUUUUCACCCAAAUAGUCGCAAUGCAAUUAUUUUAUGUAUGGCCGACGACGAGUUUACAGAAAGAUUUGUGGAUCAAGAAUUAGGAUUCCGGUCACACAAGACCCAUACACCAACAUGCCAGAUGAAGUUAUCGCGUGUGGAACACAGAAUCUGGACAUUCCAUGAAGAGUUGUAUGCCAGUUCUGUAAGCAAAAAUUGUUGUUUUAGGUAUGAACCAUGUAUGAGGUAUACUAAUGAGAAGGGAUUUGGUGCAAAAAUUGUAUCGAAUGUCCUCAUAAAAAAAAAUAAAAUUAUUCCUGGUUUAGGAGGACAAUCAUUUUUUAUUCAUGAAAAUGAUCUUAAAGCCGGCGUUAACGAUUUUUCAGUCUUUACCCGCAGCCGUUCCCUAAAACAGCAUGUUUACCUAGGCCCAGCUGCUUAUAUAAACCACGACUGCGAGUCGAACGCAGUAUUUUCAUCAAUUGGCGAACCGUCUUACGUGCAAAUAAAGUCAGUGAAAGAGAUUCUCCCAGGAGAGGAGAUUACUGUGUUCUACGGUCAUGAUUAUUUUGGUGAUAAUAAUGCUAAGUGUCAGUGCAUGACGUGUGAAAACAAUAGGAAGGGCUUUUUCUCAAAAAAAGUUGUUACAGUAGAGACUAUGGCAGUGGACGACCUACCCACGACAACAGUUCACGACCCGCCAGAGACCGUCAAUGUUCCUGCUUCUACUGAAACCAAAGAAGAGUCUGAGACAGAUAAUGACAGUUCUACAGAUACAGACGUUUCUUCAUCUGACGAAAAUGAAGUAUACAAAAAAACUGACGAUGAAGGUUCCAUAAAAUCAACAGGAAGUAGUGACGUAGACUCUCCUUAUAAAUACCAUUGUUCCAACUGUGAUUUAGCCUUCAAAUAUAAUUUUUUUAAAAGGAAAGACACUAUGCGAGAGCAUCAACACCUUCAUUUGGGUGGUCCGAAGCAUAAGUGCAGGCAUUGCGACAAAGAAUUUGGCGAUAAAAGAAAUAUGAACAUGCAUAUAAAAUUGGUCCAUCAAGGCUCAAUGGUCAAAUGUAAAAUAUGUGACAAAAUGUAUUCGGGAAAGAGACAAUUGAGGUAUCACGACAACCGUGUACAUUCAAAAAAAAAACCGUUUGAGUGCAACAUCUGUGCUGAAGGAUUUCCUGUACCCUGCAUGCUUAGGGCUCAUCGAAUAAAAAUGGGUCACACAUAG
Molecule: messenger RNA, 1761 nt
Organism: Acyrthosiphon pisum (pea aphid)
Lineage: Eukaryota; Metazoa; Arthropoda; Insecta; Hemiptera; Aphididae
Product: zinc finger protein 808-like
Exons: 8
Coding region: 1-1761 (586 amino acids)
Cellular component (GO): nucleus
Molecular function (GO): histone H4K20 methyltransferase activity; protein binding
Source: RefSeq, a predicted model, not a curated record